This is a messenger RNA of Microthlaspi erraticum, 333 nucleotides long. NCBI's taxonomy places the organism in Eukaryota, Viridiplantae, Streptophyta, Magnoliopsida, Brassicales, Brassicaceae. The record is from the annotation of a GenBank genome assembly.
AUGGCUUCUUUUGAAAUCAACGCAGACAUGAUAACUGAGAUUCUUUCUCAUUCUCAUGUUUCAGUGGUUGAGAAAUCUAGACUCUUGAACAAAGAGUUCAACGAGAGAACUCAUAGCUCUUCUUUUCUCAAACUCAAACUCCAAAACACCAAUUCUGUCUCCGGUUACUUUCUGGAGUACAACAGACGCUUAAAAGCUCACUCCACUUUUAUCAGAAACCAAAAAAACAUUCCUCACAAAUCCGAGAUCUGUCUCGAUUUUCUACCACGAGGGAGGAAGAGUAAACAUCAAAGCUUGCGACGCAAGUCACGGGAUUCUGUUGUGUGUCAAUGA